Messenger RNA from Pelmatolapia mariae (spotted tilapia), 2870 nucleotides. RefSeq names its product solute carrier family 22 member 13-like. Gene Ontology annotation, molecular function: transmembrane transporter activity. The transcript is spliced from 10 exons. NCBI's taxonomy places the organism in Eukaryota, Metazoa, Chordata, Actinopteri, Cichliformes, Cichlidae. Bases 127 to 1746 code for a protein of 539 amino acids. Gene Ontology annotation, cellular component: membrane. The record is from RefSeq and is a predicted model, not a curated record. Gene Ontology annotation, biological process: transmembrane transport.
UUAUCUUGUUUGUCUCCAUACCACCGCAAACACCGCCUCAGUAUCUGGUCGGUAUUUACAACCAUCUUCCGCCUCCAUCUCUCCGGCUCAUCCACUCCAUUGGAGCCAAUUUGACCUACAUUUGAAAUGAAUUUCGAUCAGAUCCUCUCUGCCAUUGGAGGCUUUGGCAGAUACCAGAAAAUUCUCUACAUAUGGAUAUGUCUACCUCAGAUCCUCCUCGCCUUCCACAUGCUGGUGAGCAUCUUCACCGGAGCCACGCCGCCUCAUCAGUGCCGCGAGGGCUCGAGUCCAGCAGCGGGGAAUCAGUCCCUGUAUUCAGCCACCCUGAACUUCAGCCUCUCCAACUCCUCCUGCUUCUCCCAGGAUGUCGUGCUGCUGGGCAACGGCACUCAGCGCGUACCGUGCGGUGACGGAUGGGUCUAUAGCAGGGAGACUUUUGAGAGCACCAUCGUCACCGAGUGGGACCUGGUGUGCAGCAAAGCUGUGUUCAACAACAUUGGAUCAUCUAUCUACAUGUUUGGCCUGCUGGUGGGAUCGGUGGUGUUUGGAGCCAUGGCUGACAGGUAUGGCCGACGCUUCGUCCUGCUGCUGUCCCUCGCUCUCCAGACUGUGUUCGGUGUCGCUGUGGCUUUUGCACCCAACUUCCCAGUCUAUGUGAUUCUUCGCUUUGUAGUUGGCACAACAAUAUCUGGUGUCAUCAUCAAUGCUUUUGUACUUGGUACUGAGUGGACAUGCACCAAGAGACGCAUGCUGGCUGGUAUCAUCACCGACUAUGCCUAUGGCCUGGGUUAUAUGCUGCUAGCAGGAGUAGCAUAUCUUAUAAGAGACUGGAGAAAGCUGCAACUAGCAAUAUCAGCCCCGGGCUUCCUGCUUAGCUUCUAUAUAUGGGUGCUUCCCCAUUCUGCCAGAUGGUUGUUGGCCAACAACAGGAGAGAGGAGGCCAUCGCUCUCCUUCGCAAGGCAGCGCUGGUUAAUGGUCGUGUCUUACCUCCCACCGUACAGGUUGAGAAGUGUGAGAUAUCGGUCGAGGGGAAGAGAAGUCACUCGGCUGUCGAUCUGGUACGCACGCCUCAGAUGAGGAAAAGAUCUCUGAUCUUGUUCUAUGUUUGGUUUGUGAAUGUGCUGGUCUAUUACGGUCUCUCACUGGGCGUGUCCAGGUUGGGGACAGACCUCUACCUGACCCAGUUUGUGUUCGGGCUGGUUGAGAUCCCAGCUCGUUCUCUGGUCCUCGUCUUGCUGCCCUUCAGCCGCCGUCUCACUCAGAGUGGCUUUCUGGCAAUCGGAGGCCUCGCCUGUCUGCUCAUGCUUGCGGUGCCUGCAGAUCAUCCUAAUCUCCUGAGUGGUCUCGCCAUGGUAGGGAAGUUUGGCAUAGCGGCGUCGUUUGCUGUGAUCUAUGUCUACACUGCUGAGAUAUUCCCCACGGUGCUUCGGCAAACAGGAAUAGGCGUAUCCUGUAUGUUUGCAAGGAUGGGUGGUGUGCUGGCACCCAUUAUCAACAUGCUUCAUAACCACAGCCCGGCCACACCCCUCGCCAUCUUCGGCAUCUCCCCGCUUCUGGGAGCUGUCCUAGCCCUGGCCCUUCCUGAAACUGCCGACAGACCUCUUCCAGACACAGUGGAGGAUGCAGAGAACUGGGAUGUUAGGACACCUCCAACCGAGGAAAACCCAGAGAUGCAUGAAGAUGAUAGCCAAUCAGGACGCAGCACAGAGAAGCUGGAGUUAUGCAAUCUGGCAAGCCACACCUAAUGCACAGCCUCAGCUUUGUUGCCAGAAAUACUACUUUUCACAAAACUCUCUAUGCAAUUACACGUCAGGUGUUUGAUUCUGAGCAGAACAUAUUUCAAAUGGGGAAAAAAAGCACCGAACAGUCAGAAAUAUUUGUGUUUUACAAUCUUUUAAAUCCAUCAGAGAUUUACACCUUUUACUUGAGGUUUGAAUGUGGGUUGGCAGAGUAAUAGCUCCUAUUAGGAUUUUGCAUAUGUGUAUAUAUUCAUCCAUGCAUGAGAGCACUCAUACAUCACUUCCCUGCCACCAGACCAUCUGCACCGCCUUUUGGGUGAAAACAAUCAGCGUAAAAGUGUAUUAUUGUAGGGUCUUUACAUCAAUAUAAAACUGAAUUGGAUUGUUCUGUAAGUAUGUAUGUCAUUUAAGUCAAAUUUAAAGAGUAAACAGUCACAUUUGUAAAAUCUGCCAGUUUAAUAAUAACUCUAUAGCAACAAUGAAAACGCAGCAAAAAUUAAUUUAAUCUUCUCCUGUAAGUAAGUCGGCUAACAGUUAGCUUGUCAGACAUGGCUACAACAAGCUAAAGCGACUUCCUCUCUCCUUCUGCGACACUCGUUAACUCCAGAAACUUCUUGUAGAACCACAUGCAUUAACUUGAAGUAAUAGUUCUCUGUAUGUCUUUCUCAGUCUACCACGUUAUCGUGGAGGAAUUCUGGGAUAUCUUCCUUACAGCGUUGUUUCAGUUCAUUGAGGUUUGCAGGCAUUUGUUUAUACACAGCUCUGUUAAGCACCUGCAACAGCAUUUCAAUCAAAUUGAAGUCUUGACUUCGACGGGACCGUUGUAACGCCUGGAUUCUUUUCAUGUUCAGCCAUUCUGUUCCUGCUGUGCUGUUACAUGACCAUAUUUGGGUCAAACGUUAGCUGACGGACAGAUAGUCACACAUUUGACUUAAGAUCACUUGUGUGUACAGAGGAGUUCAUGGUCGACUCAGUCACUGAAAGAUGCUUAGGUCAUAUGGCCAACAGGAAGCCUGAAUCAUCACCCCUCCACCACCGUGCUUCACAGCUGAUAUGAGCUGUUAGUGCUGAUAUGCUGAGUUUGGUUUUUACCAAAAGAUAUUCUUAAGAAGUGUUGUGGUUUGUUCAGA